Sodiomyces alkalinus F11 is the source of this 900-nucleotide messenger RNA. RefSeq lists its product as hypothetical. The record is from RefSeq and is a predicted model, not a curated record. Gene Ontology annotation, cellular component: endoplasmic reticulum membrane. Gene Ontology annotation, biological process: cellular response to oxidative stress; protein N-linked glycosylation. The coding region runs from base 1 to 900 and encodes 299 amino acids. The transcript has 3 exons. Lineage: Eukaryota; Fungi; Ascomycota; Sordariomycetes; Glomerellales; Plectosphaerellaceae.
AUGAACAAGAACGCCACAACGGGCACAAGCACCCCCAGACGCCGCCGCUCCUCCCCUUCCCCGGGCCUCCUUUCCGCCUCUUUUCUCGAGCCCCGCAUCGCUGUCGUACUCGAGAUUCCCAAAUCCUGGCGCCCCUGGCUCUUCUUCUGCCGCCUCCUCUCGAUUUGUCCCGCUAUCUACUGGGGCAUACAACCCGCCCUUGAGCUCUUCAUUCGCGUCAUGCUCGCCCUGCCGUGGUCGGCCUUGCUCGAAGCGCUCGGUGCGGACCCUCUGACUAUGGACGUCAUGGUCCCGGGGGAGCCCAUCUGCCCAGCUAGCCCGAGAAGCAUGGGGCCCUUCCUCAGCGGCGCUCCCCCAGGGACGAGAUUACCGGGUAGUUCCAGACGAUAUCCGUGGACUGAGAUGGCAUUGGGCGUCAUAUGGUGCGGCUCGUCGGGUUACCUAUCCUUCUUCUUCGCUGACUGCCUCAUGUCUCGCUGGCUCAUAAACUAUACCCCACAGGCCACCAUCAUCCGCCUCUUGACUAUAAACUGCGCCAACGCGUUUUUAACGGAACGCAUCCUAUUCUUCGCCGGCGGCUUCGAUGACGGUCGUCUCCUCCUCCCAGGCUGGAUCAGCAUCGCCAGCACGUUGACUGUGUUAUAUCAUAUCACACAACGAAAGAUCAAUAUCCAAAAGGAGACCUCGACAUCCAUCAACGUCUUUUCUAUCGCUAGCUUCGUCAGCACGGUCACUCUACUUGGUCACCUACACACUAGCAACCCCGAAUACCCCGACUCCCUCUUGCUGCAGUUUGUGCGCAUGAUCCGGACGCACUGGGCUCAUAUGGCGGGCGAGAGCGGUUUCAGAGACGGUCGCGGCGGAGGUAGCUUUGUGGCGACCAGCAAGUGCGACUUGUAA